Molecule: messenger RNA, 2389 nt
Organism: Sphaerodactylus townsendi
Lineage: Eukaryota; Metazoa; Chordata; Lepidosauria; Squamata; Sphaerodactylidae
Exons: 2
Coding region: 790-1623 (277 amino acids)
Source: RefSeq, a predicted model, not a curated record
GAGACGACCAGCUGCACAAAACAUAGGUGCGGUCCGGUCCCUCGAGAUAUUCAAUUUUUGGGGGGAAAUAGCGAACCCCAAAACCUUCCCCAUCGCUAGAAGAAGGGGGGAGGAACAAGGCGGUAAAAUCCGCUGCAAAUCCUUGUGGCUGGAAACCCAGAAAAGAGCACUAGGAGCUUUUGAAGGGACGCAAGAGCAAGGAGAAGCACCAUUUCUUAAGGGACCGGAGUGAGCAAAGGAACGGGUCGUGCAAAGCUGAAAAGCCCCCUCAUGCUGAGGGGCGAAACUGGAAAGGAACAAACCUUUGCUAGUCUAAAUAAUAAAAAUAAAUGACGGUUGAUUGAACUUACGGGCAAUACGGGGAAGGCGACCGGCUGAAGGUGAAGUGGGAGAAAGCAAAACCGCAGCUGUGAAAAACCCGAAAAAGAAAGAAAGGAGCCGCGACCGGGCGGAGCUCCGCAAACGGCGAGCGGAGAAAUAAUGACGCUCCAGAGAAGUGAGUGAUAAUUUUCAUACUUAUACUGGGACUUAGAAAGAGAUUAUAAUUAAGAUUCCGGAGAGGGUCCAGAGAAGAGAGAGUUAACCCUGAGGAGGUCGAACCUAACCCAAUUGAAAAUAACCCGGAAGGGGAGGAGGGAGAAUUCUCCGGAUUGAAAACAACAAGCUGAAUGGAACCAUAGAGUUUUAACGAUCCAGAGUGGUCAAAAAAAAAUACAGUUCAGGAGAAAUCUUUUUGGAAAAAAAGCAAACGUAUUGGCGGAAGGAGACCAGUACAAAAAAUAAGAAGAGAUGGCAGCAACAAGAGCCAAAAACGGAGGGAACAACAAAACCCCAGACAAGAGUGGAUCUGAAAACUACGACAAGCUGGAGCAAAUGAUAGGAAGAUCUAUAACGCUACAGGAAGAAACAAAGGAAAGACUGAAUAAACUGGACUGUAGAUUUGGGACAUUUGAAAAAGAGAUUCAAGAAAUUAAGAAAGAGAUGAGUCAAGUAAAGAAGAUGGAGGAAUCAAUAAAAGAAAUAAAGAAUGAAGUAAUUAAUAUUAAGAAUAAUGUGACAGUCACAGACAGUAAAGUUGAAAUCUUCAAAAACCAGAUGGAAAUGAUGAUGGACCAGAUGGCGCUACAGGAACUUAGACAGAAAGAAGACACUCUAAGAUUUAGAGGAUGUAAAGAAGAAAAUAAAGAAAAUCUAAGGGAAAAGAUGACCACCGCCCUAGCAGAAUUCUUAGGAAUGGAAGAAAGGUUAAUGGAGCGUGAAAUUGACAGAAUCUACAGAGCAAAUACCAGAUUUGCAAAAGACAGAAAAGUUUCUAGAGACAUUGUAGUGACAUUUGCAAGGAAAAAAAUACGUGAUGAGAUUUUAAUAAAACAUUCAAAAACCAGAGUGACAAUAAGAGGUCAAGAAAUCAGAGUUCUCAAAGAAACACCGCUUCAUAUAUUAAGGAAAAGGAAAGACUAUGCUCCCUUAGUCAAUUGGCUAAGAGACAACAAAAUAAUUUUCAGAUGGGAACCCUUAGAAGGGGUAAGCUUUGCAUUAAAUGAGAAGAAAAUUCUGAUAAGAUCAGCUAUGCAAGCGCAAGACUUCUUGAAGGAAAGUGCAGAAUACGAAAAGAUACAAUAAUGUCAAAAAUAUUUUAGUGUAUUAGCAACAAACUAUGGAAGAAGAAAGAAGUCCUGACGAUGGCGAACUGGGAAGAGAAAUUACAAGAAAUGAUGAUACUGGACAAAUUAACCUGGAGGUUGAAGGAUAAACCAGAGAAGUUCGAAGAAACUUGGAAACUUUAUUUAAAAAACUGAAAGUUGGAAAAAUAAAACAAAUAAUAACUUUAAUAUGAUGAAACAGCUGGAACCCCUUCUAUAGAUAUGAAGAGGAUAAGGGUUAAAAAUAGCCAAAAAUAUUAGAAUGAAACAAAUAAGAACUAGUAUUGUUAUCCUUUCCCGUAGAGCCAAUGAUAAUUUUUUUUCUUUCUUUUUCUUCGUAACAAAAUAAUAAUAAGAUAGUUAUUUCGUUUAAGAAGGAAAAGUGGACGUUCACUUUUGAGGAAACUCAAAUUAUAAUUUUCUAAAAGCACUAGCAAAAACUGUAUGAACGGGUUGCAACAAUUAAAAUUGAUAGAAUAGGACUUUUUGUUUAAUAAGACUGUAUAAGGGAAAAUAUCCCCAAAAAAUAGAAGAAAAGAUAGAAAUACCGUAGAGAGUUUAAGAAAAACGACAGAGACCACUUUAAUCCCUUAUUUUUUCAUAAAUGUUGCAACUAAACUGGAAACAUUUUAAUUAACUACUUGACAAUUGUAAAAUUAUGAUUGUUUUAUGUAUGUAAGUGUGUGAUUGUGUUCAUUUUUGUAACUAUGUGAAUAUACAAUAAACUUUAUUAAAAAAAAAAGAAG